Microstroma glucosiphilum is the source of this 1029-nucleotide messenger RNA. Its product is annotated as SET domain-containing protein. The coding region runs from base 1 to 1029 and encodes 342 amino acids. Gene Ontology annotation, molecular function: protein binding. Lineage: Eukaryota; Fungi; Basidiomycota; Exobasidiomycetes; Microstromatales; Microstromataceae. The transcript is spliced from 2 exons. The record is from RefSeq and is a predicted model, not a curated record.
AUGCCGAAGCUGGCCCGUCCAGUCGCGCUCAGUCCCCUCCUCGCAGUCCAGACGCUACUCCUCAAGCUUUCUCCCGUCGGCAUCGGCAACGUCUUUUGCGUUCUCCACCCGCUGAUCGUCUACGCUCCGGGCCCCGAUUGGCGGCCGGACGGAAGAGUGUGGAUCUCAAGCCCGACGGGAAGCACCCCGAACGCUCCGGCGGCUGCGAUCGCGGGUGCUUCGUCCUCUUCGAGGGCGGAAGCUGAGGCUUGCCUCGACAACAAAGGAGGGCGUAACUUCCCAUUGCAUAUCUUCCACACUUCCUCCACAAAGGGUUGGGGAUUGCGCUCCCCAAUACUCAUUCCGAGGGGCAGUCUUGUCUUACUAUUCACGGGCGAAGUCAUCCCUUCUACCUUGGCCAAGGAGCGCGAAGAGCGCGGUAUGCACACCUACCUCUUCGACCUGCCUGGAGGACUCUGGGUUGUGGACGCAUGGCGAAAGGGCGGACCUGCAAGAUUCCUCAACCAUUCCUGCGACCCGAACUUGGCUUGUAGGGUGGUGGACGUCGCGGAGCGUUUCUGUAGCGUCUAUGAGGACGACGAGGCCACCGCGGAAAGGAUGGGUACGAGCCCCGCCGUCAUUACCAAUGGAGGGUCAGCCCCUCCUUCCACGGUCAAUACCACAACGCUUCCCAGAGAUCAGUCCAUAGCUAGGAACAUUUCCAAUUGCGGCAUUGGCUCGCCCACCCCUACCCUUUCAAGGCCCAGCGGCAACGAGGACCCUUCGACUCUUCAACCGGUCAUAGCAUUCUUCGCCCUCCGCCCAAUCCCAGCUUACGAAGAGCUCACAUUUGACUACUUCUUCUACACGGAGCAAGGAGGGGCCAAGAGGGGGCAGUCGUUUGGGAGCAGUGGAUCUGCCGGGAGUGGAGGAAGAGCAGCUACGGCUUGCGAGGGCGAAACGGUUCACCGCGGCCGACGCAACCCAGUCAGAGGAGCAGCAGGACGAUGCAUGUGUGGUGCGCAGAGUUGCCGUCGACCCGAGAUGUGA